AUGAAACUGCCUUUGAACAGGCAGUCGGAGCGGUAUGGAUGCCCUCUCCCAGAGAACCUGUACCCAUACACCGUGUCCAGACCCAUCUACUCCAACCCCACGUUUGAGGAGGACAACGAGAGGCAGGCCGGUGAGGAGAGGACUCUGAGGGAUAGACUCAGCCGCACCUGCCUGGCAUAUGCCCUGCUUGUGUCCGUGGCUCCAGUCUAUAGACUCUACUCUUCCUUCUUCCCCAUCCUCACCUACUUCCUGCUGGGCACCUCCAGACACAUCUCUGUAGGCUCCGUCGUGUUGACCCUCGCCCCCGAUAACCACUUCCUGCUUCCUGGGAAUGGCACCGGUGUGAAUGGAACAAAGGCUGAUAGGAUUGUGGUGGACGUGGAGGCCAUGGAGGCCCAGAUUAUCAUGGUGGCGUCGUCCAUGACUGUGCUGGUCGAGCUGUUCCAGGUGUUCCUCCCCAUAAAGGUGGUAAUGGGGCUGCUCCAGGUGGGCUUCCUGGUCUGUUACCUGUCAGACCCCCUGGUGGGCGGCUUCACCACGGCCGCUGCCUUCCACGUCCUCAUCUCCCAGCUGAAGAUAGUCCUCUCCGUCCCCACUAACAACCACAGCGGCUGCUUCUCCAUCCUCUACACGCUCAUCAACGUGUUUACCAACAUCAGACAGACCAACAGAGCUGACCUGGCGGCCGGUCUGCUCACCAUUGUCAUCGUCAUGGCCGUAAAAGAGGUCAACACCAAAAUCCGGCACAAGAUUCCCGUCCCCAUCCCCAUCGAAGUGAUUGUGACCGUGGUUGCCGCUGGAAUCUCCUACGCCACGGUGCUGGAGUCGCGCUACGGCGCCAGCAUUGUCAGCCCCCCAAACAUAGAGCUGCUGUGGAACAUUCUGGGCUCUAGUUUCUCUACAGCGGUAGUGGGCUAUGCAGUGGCUGUCUCUGUGGCCAAGGAGCUGAUAGCGUUCGGGUUCAGCAAUGUGUUCUGUGGCUGCUUCUCCAGCUUUGUGGCAAGCACUGCACUGUCCCGCACCGCUGUACAGGAGAGCACCGGUGGCAAGAGUCAGAUGGCUGGUAUAAUCUCAGCUGUGAUGGUAAUGAUUGUGAUCCUGGCUCUGGGGCACCUCUUGGAACCCCUGCAGAAGUCAGUGCUGGCAGCCAUCGUCAUCGCCAACCUGAAGGGAAUGUUCAUGCAGGUGACAGAGGUGCCCACACUGUGGAGACAGAACAGAGCAGACUGUUUCAUUUGGCUGGCGACCUGCCUGGCUUCUGUGGUGUCGGGUCUGGACGUGGGACUGCCGGCUGGCCUGCUGUUUGAGAUGGGAACUGUGUUGGUGGGGUUUGACUCUGUCAGAGUGUUCAAGAAGAGGAAUAAGGCCCUCAAGAAGAUUCACAAACUCAUAAAGAAAGGGAAACUGAGGGCGACAGAGACCGGGGAGGUGGUAUCCGAGGUCUCCCUGGGUGUCGAAAAAAAGGGUUUCGAGAGCGAGCGGGACAGUGGGCGGGAGUCCGGGCAGGUGGAGGACGGGGAUUGGCCUGUGCCAGAGGUGGAGGUCCGUGUGGAUUGGGCCAUGGAGCUGUCAGUCAGGGUGUCGGUACCUAAGGUCCAGCUCCACAGCCUGGUAUUGGACUUUUCAGCCGUGUCCUUCCUAGACAUGGUGGCUGUCAAGUCCCUCAGACAGGUGGGGCGGACUCUACUACUGGUACCAUCCAUAUGA
Messenger RNA from Oncorhynchus kisutch (coho salmon), 1707 nucleotides. Its product is annotated as pendrin-like. Lineage: Eukaryota; Metazoa; Chordata; Actinopteri; Salmoniformes; Salmonidae. The transcript is spliced from 14 exons. The coding region runs from base 1 to 1707 and encodes 568 amino acids. Gene Ontology annotation, cellular component: membrane. Gene Ontology annotation, biological process: transmembrane transport. The record is from RefSeq and is a predicted model, not a curated record.